Molecule: messenger RNA, 813 nt
Organism: Exophiala aquamarina CBS 119918
Lineage: Eukaryota; Fungi; Ascomycota; Eurotiomycetes; Chaetothyriales; Herpotrichiellaceae
Exons: 1
Coding region: 1-813 (270 amino acids)
Molecular function (GO): oxidoreductase activity, acting on the CH-OH group of donors, NAD or NADP as acceptor
Source: RefSeq, a predicted model, not a curated record
AUGGAUGUCCCUGGUUUCGCUCUUGUCACCGGUGCAGGAUCGGGUAUCGGAAGAGCCUGCGCGCUGACCCUCGCCCGCGACGGCGCUGCGGGUGUGGCUGUAUUAGAUGUGAACGAAGCUGCACUGCUAGAGACCAAAGCCAUGAUUGAUUCCCUGGAUUUGCGCAAUGGCCAACGGUGCCGAGUGGAGGUCUUCGCUCUCAGCGUCACCGACGAGGUGACCAUGGACGACACGGUCACCAAAGUGGCCACAGCAUUCGGUCGCAUAGAUUAUGCCGUCAACGCGGCGGGGAUCGCCAUGAAGCACCCCGGCGGUGCGGCAUUUGCACGCACGGAAGAUUGGCGGCGGGUCAUGGAGGUCAACGUCACAGGGACCUUCUUCGUGCUGCGCGCCGUGGCUCGAAUCAUGUUGAAACAGGAGCCAAUCAAGUCUAGCAUCGACGGUCGGCCGUUGCAGCGAGGGUCGAUUGUGAAUUUCUCGAGUAUCCAGGGUCUGGUGGGGAUCGAGCUAUCGACGGCGUAUACAACGAGCAAACAUGCCGUGUUGGGUCUCACGAGGACCGCGAGCGAUGAUUACGCCAAGCACGGUAUCAGAAUCAAUGCCAUCUGUCCUGGAUAUACAGAAACACCCAUGACGACGAAGGAUCCCGCGGUGAAGAAGGCAAUGGACGAGAGGGUGCACACCGCUGUUCCGAUGCAGAGGAUGGGCACACCCCAGGAAAUUGCAGACGGAGUGGUCUUUCUGUGCGGUGGACGCAGCUCCUUCGUCGCAGGCACCGCGCUAAGUGUGGACGGAGGAUAUACUUCUAGAUAG